UCUCGGUUUGUUGGUUUCACAAUAGUUAAUGCAGAAGCAAUAUCUGUAAUAAAACCCUGGCUUUAGAUGAGUUUCUUCGGUUGCUUUUUUCGCUAGCUCAAAUAAUUGAAAAUCAGUUAAUUUUAGGUUAAUAUUUGCAAGAUGGAGAUAAACAUGGAUGAUGUUGUCGAAGCUUUCCAGUGCCAGAUCUGCCUGGAAGUUGUGUACAAGCCUGUUGUUCAAGCCUGCGGUCACGUCUUCUGCUUUUGGUGUCUUCACAAAGCCAUGAGUCAUUCUGGCACAUCAAAUUGCCCUGUCUGCAGGAAUUUGUAUCAUCAUCUGCCCAGAGUGUGUGAAUUGCUUCAUUACCUUUUGUUGAAAGCAUUUCCGAAGGAAUAUGAAAAAAGGGCUGAAGAGGUCUCAGAAUGGGAGAGAAAAAUGGGUACCUUUUCCCUCCAAUUGGGUACUCUGGAUUCGAAUGGUCAAGAAGAUGAGGUCUUAGAAUUGGGGAAAGACAAGGGCACCUUCUCUCCUCAAAUGGGUACUCUGGAUUUGAAUGUUCAAGCAAGUGCAGGAACUUCUUUUUCAGAAAGCAAACUUAGGGUAAGUGAUGUUUUGUGUGCCCAUUGCAAAGAGCUAAUUUACCGUCCCAUAGUACUCAAUUGUGGGCAUGCAUUCUGUGAGUCAUGCGUUAAUUAUAAUGUCUUUAAAGGAACAACUCUUAAAUGCCAAGUUUGUCAAAGCUUCCACCCUGCAAAAUCACGGGCUGUUUGCCUGGAGCUGCAUCACUUCUUACAGAGCAUGUUUACUGUAGAAUAUGCAGAGAGAGAGAAAUCAAUUCUUUUGCAAAAUAAGCAGCCUAAGAAGGAGUCCCCAACUGAUGAGAUAGCAGAGACAUCAUCACAAAUGGAAACAGUUGUUCAUUUAGAUUUUGGAUGCGAUAACUGUGGGUUCUGUCCCAUUGUGGGAAAGAGGUUUAAUCAACAUCAUAAAGCAGAGCAUCAGUUUGAGGAGGUUGCAGAAAGAAGGGUACAAAGAUUUAUAUUCCUAGGUGGAGAUACAUUACAGUUUAUCUGAUAGCAAUGAUAAGUUUUUAAUAUGCUAAAAGCUCUCAAAGGUCAAUUUUCAAGAGGUAAUCUUUUUGCUUGUUGAAUUUAUAUAGUUUUGAGAUUGCUUUGUUUGCAGUUCAAUACAAUUGUAAAGUUAGGUGGGGAAGCCAUGGAGGAUGCCGUUGCUUCUAUUUUUAUGUUUUCAAAUGGUCCCAUUCAAUCUGUUAAGUCUAAAACUGCUUGUAAAUUUCAGCAGCAGCUACUGCUUAGGGAGACUAAUUUCGAACCCAAUUAGCUGUUGAAAGCUGAUAGUUUGCGGAUUUUAGGAUUGUAAGGAUUUCCUUUUGGAAAAAUGACAAUAUUUUUUUUUUCCUCCAACACACAAAUUGAAAUUCACACGGUUAUACA
Messenger RNA from Cryptomeria japonica (Japanese cedar), 1436 nucleotides. Its product is annotated as E3 ubiquitin-protein ligase PRT1-like. Lineage: Eukaryota; Viridiplantae; Streptophyta; Pinopsida; Cupressales; Cupressaceae. Gene Ontology annotation, molecular function: ubiquitin protein ligase activity. The record is from RefSeq and is a predicted model, not a curated record. Gene Ontology annotation, biological process: proteasome-mediated ubiquitin-dependent protein catabolic process. The transcript has 2 exons. Bases 142 to 1056 code for a protein of 304 amino acids.